Molecule: messenger RNA, 1206 nt
Organism: Williopsis jadinii
Lineage: Eukaryota; Fungi; Ascomycota; Saccharomycetes; Phaffomycetales; Wickerhamomycetaceae
Exons: 1
Coding region: 1-1206 (401 amino acids)
Source: RefSeq, a predicted model, not a curated record
AUGGCUGAGAGAUACGACAAUCUUGUAAAGAGAGACAAUGUGACUAUCUGGGACACAACUUCAUCUGCUGGAGUUACGCCAGUUGAUGUUACUACGAUUCUCUCGGAACCAACUGAUGUGUUCACUUCUGAAGUCACCACCAGUGAUGCUGCUUUGAAUGUCGAUACCACCAUUGCUACCAGUGUCACUUCCUCAGUUGCUGCUGAGGCCACAGCUGCUGAGGCCACUGAGGCCGACACCACUGCUGCUGCUACAACUACUGUUGCUCCUGCUGACACCACUGCUGCUGACACCACUGCUUCAACUCCGGCUCCUUCUACAAGUGCUGUAACGACACAGAUCGGCACUGAAAUCACCACUUAUGACGCACAAGGCCAGCCAACCACCAUAUGGACCACCCAGUACAUCACCUACUACUCCACGGUACAACCUACUGAGCAAGUUGAAGAUACUACGCUAACUUCUGUGAUUUAUACAACAGUCACACUCGCUGAUACCACUGCAGUGGAAGCCACCUCUGUUACUAUCGUUCAAAAUGAUGCUAGUGUAACUGGUGCUGCAAACACUGUUUCUGGUUCUAACGCUGGUUCCAACGCUGGUACUGCCUCUGGCUCAAAUGAUGCUUCCAUUGAGCUCAGCUCGGUCGCAGGUGCAAACUACGCUGUCAAGAUCAAUAGCUUUGGCUCCACUGAGACACUGAGUACCAUCGCAAGCACCGGUGAUGUCUCUGCAACUGCUGCAUCCGUCACCACCUCCAUCUCUGUUUCCGUCUCAACAGUUACUGUCACCGUCACCGACUCUAGCUGCUUGGUUACAUCAACAGAUGAUGCUAGUGUCUCUGUUUCCACAGGGGUUACCCUUUCCACUGCCGUCAUCAAGGUGCCAGUGGUUGCAUCCUUCACCUUCACAAACUCUGAUGGUGAAGUGUUCACAGCAGAAACCUCCACUGAAGUUGAUCAAACUAUUACACAGACGGUACAGGUGACUUCUACGCUAUACACAAGCUCUUCUGCCACUCCAAUUGUUACGUCUGUUGAUGGAACGAACACCACAUCGAUUUAUUACUCAAGUACAACCACUCUUGGUGGGUUCUUCUCUAACGGAACCGAUGCUAACCCAUCGUUGGUUCCAAGAGGCUUGCCAGAAGAGGCACAAGGCUCCACUGAUAACAAUUGUCUCUGGAAACGUCUCGUGAGCUUCUUCUGA